UAUGAGAGCCUCUCUCAUGUCUAUGUAUCGCCGCCGUCGUCGAGACCUUCACUGCGACGACGACAACAACCACCACGCCGUCACAGUAAUCGCACUUGGAUUUUAGACUUCCAACUCCAUCCUGACACAUUUAGAGUCGGGUACAACCGAGGUCACUCACCGUUCAAAAUGGGCAUCUUUGCUAAGCGCACAAAGUGCAAGACCAGGCGUCGUCUGAGAGAUGUGGAUCAGGUCCAGAAGGAUUUGAUCAAUGCCAGACACUUGGAGCUUUACAAGGAGGCCAAGGCCGUGGAGGACCUGCCUGGUCUGGGAAGACACUACUGCGUCGAGUGCGCCAAGUGGUUCGAUAUGGAAUCGACUCUUGUCAAGCACACCAAGGGCAAGCCUCACAAGAGGAGGUUGAAGGAGCUCAAGGAGGGUCCCUAUACCCACAAGGAGGCCGAUGCUGCCGUGGGCCUUUGGACAGACAAUGGUCGUCCGCGGAACACGACCACUGAGAUUGAUAUGACGUGAAAGCGGCUACUUCUUCCAACAUUGCAUGCAGGCCAGUCUCAACUCAUGGAUGCUAAGGCGGUUUUCACAUUGCGUUGCUAUUUCUUACUUACUGCCCGAUUUAUUCCCCAUGGUCGAAGAAUGGGCAAAGGCGUUUGUUUGUUACCACGAGGGCUAUAUGGGCGGCGUUUCAUCAAGUAGGGCUUUAUGGUUUAGAUGAUUUUAUUCCCAUUUCACAAGCAGGGCUGUUGUAGAAUCUGGGUAGUGAAGACUUUUGUUGUUUGGAGGACGGUAUAACUCGAGAACUGUUUUCAGAAUCUUACGCCGUCCA
Molecule: messenger RNA, 823 nt
Organism: Neurospora tetrasperma FGSC 2508
Lineage: Eukaryota; Fungi; Ascomycota; Sordariomycetes; Sordariales; Sordariaceae
Exons: 3
Coding region: 169-513 (114 amino acids)
Molecular function (GO): zinc ion binding; nucleic acid binding
Source: RefSeq, a predicted model, not a curated record